Molecule: messenger RNA, 2675 nt
Organism: Gallus gallus (chicken)
Lineage: Eukaryota; Metazoa; Chordata; Aves; Galliformes; Phasianidae
Exons: 2
Coding region: 1610-2620 (336 amino acids)
Source: RefSeq, a predicted model, not a curated record
GGUCUUUCAGAGUUUUAAAAGGAUAAUUUAAUAAAAGUCUAGCUAGUCUUCAGAGAACUGCUAUCCUUAUUCCUUGACUUUUAGCAAUAAGAGCAAGCUCUCUCUGAGAAGAAGAGCUUCAGAGAAGGUAAGACUGCACUGGGGAAGGGAUCUGAGGCAAAAGGGGUUGAUGAAACGCUCUUCUGGGGGCUUUUUGAAGCCAGCAAAAGCGCUCUGCCUGUGCCAGGGGGCUGGCAGCUUGUGGGCGGGCAGCUGAGCUGGCGUGGGCGCUGCCGACACUGCCCAGCUGGGACCAGGCUAGCAGGCCAUAAGUAGCCUCAGGGAGGGCAGCAGCUAGCUGCCACCCACAGAGCACGCAGGGUGAGCAAACGGUGUUGGUGUGUGCGCCUUGCAGGCUGCAGCCCGUCCGGCAGGGCGUUGAGCCUCUCUCGAUACACAAAUGCCUGGCUAUGAGACCGGUGCUACAGGCAGAGCAUUGGGCUCUUUGAUAGUGGCUGUUUUGGUAAGACGCCAGACCUGACAGUAAUGCAUGGGAAAGGUUUGCGUCACAGUGGCCAAAGGGUUCUGGGACAGGAAUGAGGAGGGGUCAUCCCAAGAGCUUUAGAGUAGAUUUGAAGGGGAAUAGGGUUGUAGCUGGACUUGCAGAGCUGGGGUAGCGCCCUAGAACUGAUCAAGGCCAGGGGGCCUCCCACCCCCCUAGGGUGAAGUAAGAGUGCUCAGCUUGCCUUACUGCUCUCUAUAACUGACCGAAGGGAGGUUGUAGUGAGCUGGGGGCCGGCCCCUUCUCUCGUGUAACCAGUGAUAGGACUAGAGGGAACGGCUUCAAGCUGCACCAGGGGAGGUUCAGGCUGGACGUUAGGCAACACUCCUUCUCUGAAUGGGUGGUCAGGCACUGGAAUGGGCUGCCCAGGGAGGUGGUGGAGUCACCGACCCUGGAGGUGUUCAAGGAAAGUUUGGAUGUUGUGUUGAGGGACACGGUUUAGUGAGAACUGUUGGUGAUGGGUGGAUGGCUGGACUGGCUGAUCCUGUGGGUCUUUUCCAACCUUGGUGAUUCUAUGAUUCCAUGAACUGGGAAAGCUCAGGCCUCCUUAGAGUUUAACCUGGCAAGAGCGGUCAAGGACAACAGAAAGGCCUUCUUCAAAUACUCUGCAGACAAAAGGUCUGAGGGAGGACACGCACCAGGUACAGCGCAGCAGAAAGCAGUUUCAGUUUGAAGAAGAUUCAUUUAAUUACCCACUAGGAAAGAACUGGGGUAGUGAGAACUAAAAGCAAACAAAAACCACUUUCCCAUUCUAACUUGUGUCCAACUCAGGUAUGUGAAGUAAGGAUGGCAGCAGCACGCCUCAGGGAUGGUCCCCAGACUGCUACAUGUGUUUGCUUGUUGUCAAAGCUCCAGUUUUAUGUAUUUUUUGAUUAUACUCAAGUUAUGUCCAUAACUGCUCCCAUCCCUAUGCUGGGGGCUACUGCCAGCCUACUUCCAUAUGCGCAGUGGGGCUGUGACCUCACAGAAUGAUCCCCUCCUGCCGGACUAUGAUCUCACGGCUCUGCCCAUGUAAGCCAGCGGCCAGCACUUGGUCUCUCCCAGUGCGGUCGUGACCAGCUUUGAGCGAUGGUUCUCGACAGCUUUCUCCUUGUCCCCAGCCUCCUGCUCCUGGUGGCUGGGCUGUCUUUGCUCACCACUUCCUGGCGCCGACAGGGUUCUGACCGGCGCUGGCAGUGGUGGAGAUGGUGGCAGCAAGUAGCGGCAUUGAAGUCACGUGAGUCCCCUGAGGGUCAGCCUGGCACAUUCCCAGGCAGGGCCAGUCCUCUGGGAGAAGCCAGGCUUUGUACCAGCCUCUGUCACGAAGCAGCCAGGCCAGGUGGGCCUGGAAGAUCCCCGGUGCCCCCUAGCCUACUGUGGCUCAGGCCCGCUCCCUGUUUUACAGGUGCUGAGAGGCAGGCAGGCAGGCGCGGGAGCCCCCUGUGCAGGCCACGUUGCUCCCAGCAGCAAGCAUCACCAUGGCACGGCAGUCCCAUCCCGCCCCGUCUCAUCCGGCCAGGAAAGACCCGGCCUUUGCUGCAGCGCAGCCUAUGCCCCUCUCUUCACAUGGACUCUGCCACUGGUUCCACGAGCUCUGCAGGGAAACCCGGCAGGCUUCCCAGACAGGACCAGCGCCCGCAGGUUCUGCUGGCACGUGGGACCCCCAGGACGCUCAGUCAGCGUUCAAGGCUAGGCAGUGGAGUUGCAGACCUGCCACCUGAGAUCAUCAACUGCACAAAGCCACCAGUGAAAGGGAUGAUCUUUCAGGAGGGGCUCGUUCAAACAGAGGAGAGAAGACGCUGGUGGCAAUACAAGACCAAGAGGCCUAUUUGGCCCAUGCGCCCCCCAGCACUUCCCAAAGGGCACGAGAAAGCAGGAGCAGCAGCAAGACCAUCACGUGGACCAGCUUUGAGCCUCGAGAGAAAAGCAGACAGCAGCACUGAAACCUGCCAGCCCUUCAACUCUGGCUUCAGUGACAAGAGAAGCACAGAGCAAUCGGACAGGCUCGCUAUGGAAAGGCUGUACCGGCAGCUCCUGGUGUCCCUGAAGCGGCCCAAGACUAAGAACGAACAAUUGCUACAAGUCAGGCAGUGCAACUGAAGAGCAACCUCCUGUAACCCCUUCCUGCACACAGCCACCAAUGAAAGGCACGAUC